AUGGAUGCUCUUCGAGUGUCGAUAUUAUUCCUGAUGGUCGUUGCAUGCAGUACGUCAACGUUGAAAAAUGAUCGAGAAGCGUCCUACGGAAGUGGUCGAAAUUAUAUUCGUCGUAGUCGAAGAAUAGCGUUGAACGAGUAUCUCGUUCCACCCCCACCACCUCGACAUCAUCCGGUGAGGUCUGGGAGGGUGGCCAAUCCUCAGCCAACGGAAGCCCCAGGAUACUUCUCGAAAUUCAUGAAUUGGAUAAAUCCUUUCGGUUAUGGUUCACCAUCCCCUCAACAUUCGAAGUCUCCUUCAAAUCUCGAACCCUCUUUCCCCCCUCAGUCUCAUCCUCCACCAUUCAACGUCCACCCUGGCCCUCCAUCCGGUCCAUCUCUGCAACCUCCUCCUGGUCCACCACCUGGUCCACCUUUGUACCCUCCACCUGGACCACAACCCAAUUUACCUUUGUACCCCCCUCUCAGCCCACCACCAAGUCUACAUUCUGUUCCAAUUCUUACACCUCCUAGUCAGCAUCCUGGUGUAGGCAUUGCUCCUCUUGGUCCACCCCCUGGUCAACAUUCUGGUCCACUUGUACCCCCUCUUGGUCCACCUCCUGGUCCAUACUCCGGAUCGCUUGCACCUCCUCUGAGUACACAUCCUGUUCUACCACCUCAUCCCAGCUCUUUACCAAUUUACAACGCUCCUCCGAUUGCCCUGCUCGACGUAAGACCCUUCGUUCUGCCCCCAAAGAGCAACCAAUACUUGCCUCCAAACAAGGGGAAGCCCUGCAAUCCCUGUAACAAGUUUCCAUGGAUCCCCAUGCAAGAUGGAGGUCUUCGUCCCGAAGUCUAUCUUCCUCCACAACUUUCAAACGGUUAUCUUCCACCCGCUGUCCAAGCACAUCACGACGCCCAACACGCAGCCUCGCACGAAGUCAGAAUCCCCGACUUCUCUCACGCCCAGGCGCAUCAAAACGGGCAACAAGGCGUGGUUGGUUCGCUACCAAACCCCCAGUUGUACACUGGCCCGAUGCCACCACUGUACAAGGCAGAGCCUUUCAACCGACCAUCGAGCCCUCACACGGAAAACGUGGCCCAUUUGGAACCGCCACCCCUACCUGUGGCGCCCUCUACCGGCCAACACGCGAACCCACAGAUCGACAACGAACGCUUCAACAUCCGCGACAAUCACGAUCUGACGUCCAGCGGGACGCAGAUAAAUCAGGGACACGCGAGUGUCGUGCCACAGAAUCACGAAACGGAGAUCAACGAUCAGUUCGAGGGCCACAAGGAGUCGUUUGGUAUUGCAAUUCCCGAUAACCAGCCGCCCAUUUCUGACCAAGGAGAGGAUGGAAUAUUGAAUCACCCUGUACUGGACAAUCAGCAGGUUAUUACCAGUUUUGGAUCGUCUGGUGUCGAGAAUCAAGGCUUUACCGGUCAGGAUAACGAUUUCAAUUACUUACCACCGAAUGCUUUUAACGGCCAGAGCGUCGAGCAGUUGAAUUACCAAUAUUCUGACGACUUGUCGCCCAGCAGUAGUGUUGUCAAAGAUUCUCACGCGGUGACGCGAGCGCCACCAGCGAGUAAUCCGCCUACUAACGAGGAUCCUGUGCAUUUCGAGGAGUCGCCACUCCUGGAUCUCACGCAGAAGAGCGAGAGUCGUACGGAUAAACAGUGGCCACCCCCUACAGCCACUUACAUCGACAAAACCACCGCAGAUUACAAUUUGCGAACCAGCAACGCGUUAACGGACGAUUCGCCAAGCUUCACGAAACCGAUCGAGACUUACUCCGCGUCGAACAUACAAAAUGGCGACGGCGCUUCCACGCCAUUGGCCGUCGAUUUUUCCGAGAGCAACGAACAUCGAUAUGUCGAAACGUCGACGAGUAAUUCUCGUCACACUGGAUUCUCGUGGCCGAGUUUAUCGUCGAACUCGAAGAACGAAUCGUUCGAGAAUGGGUCGUUUGUGGAUCCCCUUGUUCGGUGGCACAAUUCUUCCAGAGAGGUGCAAAACAAUGAACAAGGUAGAUUAGACUCGAACGAUCCUGUUCAGAGGCAGCAAAAUGUAAAGAGAAAUAAACAAGUACAAGUUAUUAUACCGUAUACGUCGGAAUACACACCUAUACCGUUUCAACAAUCUUACGGAGAUUGGAGCGUUAAAAACAACCACGAAAGAACGCAAUCGAGGAAAGCACCUCCCUCUCGCGAUACGAGCGAUAAUUACCUACAACAGGAAUCGAGAAACGAGAUUCGGUUGAUAAAUCAAUUGCAAGCGCAAUUUAAUUUAAAUGAUUCCAAUAAAUUGAGUACGAAGGAAUCAGAUGCAAGACCUGCUAACACAAGAACAAAUAAUUCUAUCGAUGUGCGCAGAUUACAAAAGAAUAUUGAUAACUGGACGAUACAAGAAUAUUCAAAAUUCACAACGUCCAGUACAGUCUUGCCCAGUUCCCUGCAUCCCUAUCUUUUGCCAUCAAAGAAAAUCCCAACGGAGUACCUAACAACGACAGAGCCUGGCGAUCACACAAACGAGUCGAACGAUAAGAACGAAAGUGUGAAGACGUACUCAUUGGCUGGAUUUAGUUUCAACGAAGUGGAGCACGAGGGUUCCGCGAGCAAUCACAUCGAGGAGUCUCGAGCGCCUCAGAAAGUCGUGCGAAUAGAGAGCUCUAAAUCGACCACGAGUAUCUCGGAAAGUACAGAUAAGUCCACGGUAAACGGAAAGUCGACGUGGGACGGAUACUCAGUACUGAUAUCGCCAGUCAAUAAAGAACGAGUUUACGUGGUGACGCCACAGCCGGUACCGUCAACGUCUGCCAAGAGCAAACUCGAAAAGCAGAAGGCAGACGAUGAUCGAACAGAUCCGAGCAACUCGAAGAAAAGCGAAGAGAGUUUUAGCGAGUUCGAGGCGAUCGAGAAAGCUUACCAAGUGCUUCCCCAGGCGGUGAACAAUCUUGCUGUCGCGUCCACGGGGAAGGAAGACGUUCCGUUAUGGGGGAUCAUGGAACACGAGGAAUUUGCUUCGUUGAAUUUGGAUGAAUCUGGCGACGAAUCGGCUGGGGACAUCUUGGAUGGACCGGUGCUUUACUCUGGACACUCAAAGGUUUCUCGAGCUAAACGAUGACAUGGAGGUACGUUUAAAAUACAGAGGCUCAAAAACAAUAAUAAUUGUGAAUAAAUAAUCGACUGAUCAUUUACGUC
Molecule: messenger RNA, 3182 nt
Organism: Colletes gigas
Lineage: Eukaryota; Metazoa; Arthropoda; Insecta; Hymenoptera; Colletidae
Exons: 6
Coding region: 1-3105 (1034 amino acids)
Source: RefSeq, a predicted model, not a curated record